Messenger RNA from Harpegnathos saltator (Jerdon's jumping ant), 3284 nucleotides. RefSeq names its product cytochrome P450 9e2. The coding region runs from base 212 to 1855 and encodes 547 amino acids. Lineage: Eukaryota; Metazoa; Arthropoda; Insecta; Hymenoptera; Formicidae. Gene Ontology annotation, molecular function: monooxygenase activity; oxidoreductase activity, acting on paired donors, with incorporation or reduction of molecular oxygen; iron ion binding. The transcript has a single exon. The record is from RefSeq and is a predicted model, not a curated record.
UGUUAACGACGUUGUUGCUGCGUUACAUAUUUCGUGCUGUAUUACCUACUUGAACUUAGUCGAUUGCAUCAUAAAAGAACAUUUAACUAAGUUUGCUAUUUUAUUGGAGACUUUAAUUGCUUUCAAACUCGUAGCUUUAUACUCACGAACAUAUUUCGAUUGAACAUCACGCGGUAGUGUAGACAGUUCAGUGAGAAUAGAUUCGAUCGACAUGGUGUACGCAAUCGGCUUAUCACUGAUAGUCGGGGCCUGCAGCCUUUAUUACUUCUUCUUCAAGAACUUGUACCUGUUCAAGAGUUGUAGCAUACCGUAUUUGAGACCUUGGCCACUGGUGGGCAACAUGGGACAGGUGAUCUUCGGCAGAACCUCGAUAAGUGAAUUCGUGAAAAUGAUGUAUGACAAGUAUCCUGGAGCCAAAUAUAUCGGUAUAUAUGACUUCCACAAGCCGGUGAUAAUGUUACGCGAUCCUGAGCUCAUUAAGUCAAUUGCAAUCAAGCACUUUGACAUAUUCUCAGAUCGCCGCGGCAGCAUCCAAUAUGACCAGGAUCCGUUCAUGUCCCAGAAUUUAUUUCAUCUUCGUGGUGACAAGUGGCGAAAAAUGCGGUCAAUACUGUCUCCGUCUUUCACAUCUAGCAAGAUGAAAACCAUGUUCAAGCUAAUAUCCGACUACGCUGUCGACUUCACGAAUUUCCUGGUGCAACUGCCGCCAGAGAAGAGGGUGAUGGAGGCGAAGAACGUCUUUAAGUGCUACACCACCGAUGUAAUUGCCACUUGCGCGUAUGGCAUCAGUAUUAACUCCAUGCAGAAUCCUAAAAAUCCUUUCUACAUGACCGCAAAUGAUAAAACUGUUGUGAAAAUCUUCAACAUCCUGAAUGUUACCAUAAAUAGAUACUUGCCGUGGCUAACGCGGAUACUCAAACUGAAAUUCCUUGAUGAGAAAGUAGAAAAAUUUUUUCAGGACUUGGUUGAAAGCUCCAUUAGGAACAGAAUUCAAAACAAUAUAGUUCGGCCGGAUAUGUUGCAACUGUUGAUGGAAAGUAGAGAUCGGGAAGAUAAUAGCAUAAAUUUAACGAUAGAGGAUAUAGCCAGCCACGCUUUCAGUUUCUUCUUCGCUGGAUUCGAAAGUAGCUCAACAUUAAUGUGUUUUGCCACGCACGAGAUUGCAGGGAAUAAGAACAUACAGAGAAAACUGCAAAACGAGAUUGAUCAGGUGCUGGAAGACACUAAUGGCCAGGUUUCGUAUGAAGCGAUCAACGACAUGGAGUAUCUGGAUGUUGUACUGAAGGAAAGUCAAAGAAUGUACCCACUCACAGCUCUGAUUGAUAGAGAAUGUUUGGCAGAAUUCGAGCUGCCGCCGACAUUAAUAGGCGCGAAACCCUUCACAGUGAAAAAAGGUCAAGGCAUUUUGUUUCCGAUAUAUGGACUUCAUUAUGAUCCCGAAUAUUUCGAGAAACCGGAGAAAUUCAAUCCCGACCGGUUCCUUGGCGAACAAAAGAAACAUAUCCUCAAUAACGGGGUUUACCUGCCGUUCGGGUUGGGCCCUAAGAAGUGCAUUGGUUAUCGAUUUGCCCUGAUGGAGAUAAAGUUGUUAUUAUUUCACCUACUGGCACGAUGUGACCUUUUGCCUUGUGAGAAAACUCAGAUUCCGCUGAAGUUUGCCAGGCACAAUAUUUUUCUAAAUACUGAAGGUAAAUUGUGGCUGAAGGUGAAGCCACGAGAGAACCCACAUCACACCAUCGUCGUCAACGCCGCAAAUUAUACGCAAGAUCUAGAGGAGCAUUUUCCUGGCCUUGAAGAUUCAUGUGUAAAUGAUUCGAUGAAUAUUGACAAUAAAUCAGAAACGAAAUCCAUGUGAAUAAAAUUCUCUCUACAUGUGAAUAAAAUUGAUAAUAAAAAAACCAAAAAGUUAUGAAGUCAAUAAUAAAUAAAGAAGUUCACUUAUAAUCGCUAAUCCUCGAAAUCUCAAGGGAAAGACUGAAAAGUGGAAAUGUGCGUUUGGAAUGUGGUUUGCUGCAAUAGAUAGUCCUUCAGCUCUAUGUAGAUAGUCCUUCAGGUAUAUGUAGAAUCAUAAACAUUAGUUUCAGAUACUUCUUAUUCUUUUAAAAAAGAAAAGAAACGUGGAAACGUUGAUGUACGUAUCAUCGGAUUGAAUAAUAUGGCUUGGCAACGCGAUAGAUUUCAAGGAAAGGAAGACAAAAGGAACAUGAGGGACUAUCUAUUGCAAUAAAUCGUAUUCAAAAAGCGCAUUUGUAGUCGCAAUUUUCGUCUUCUCCUGUCAGUGAUAUUAGAAAAUUAUUUCAAAAUCAAGGUAUCAAACUAUUUUAAAUAUAUUUUAAAUAUAGCUGUGCAGAAUUUAUCAAUUUUGCACGUUAUUGCACUUUCAAAUAACGGAACACGUACCAAAGAAAGAUAGAACGCUGUCUAAUGCGUAAUGAAAUACAAUAUAAUGAAUAAAUAAUAGUUCUGCAGUUACAAAUGUAUUGUCUCUUAAUUAUUACUUAUCUUCUUAUAUGUAUGCUAAUUCCAAAUAGAUUUACAUCCGACACGUCAUUUGUUACAAUUUGCAUAUCUCGCAGCAUAUCUCGCGUCGGAAACAUAUAUUUCUUACAAAAACACAAUUAUUAUUUAUCGUCAAGGAAGCAGCAAAGAAAACAAAAGGCAUAAGUGCAAAGCUGAUGUCACCUUCCAUUACAACUAUCAAUUGAAAGUUAUCAUCGUGCUUUGCGUUUGAUAAAAGUUAUGAUCACAUCCCGAUCAUUGGGUCAAGUUUGCGUAUUGUACUGUAUUAACUGAAUUUUAACGUUCAUUUGUAUCAAAUACAUACUUUUCCUGACACAAAAGAUAUAUCUGUUAGAUUAAAUUAAUAUCACUAACACAAGUGAUUAAUAAAUUAAUGAUAAUGAUAAUUAAAUUAAUAUUACUAACACAAGUGAUAAUAUAGGAUUCUUGCUCUACAAUCGAUAAUAUACAGUCUGUAAAGUAAGAGCGUGUACGGCAUAAGUGGCAGUUGGCUUCAAUAAAAAAUAUCGUCCUAGUUUUUUUCAGCCGUAUUGUGAGGCAAAUCUCAAGCACGAGCUUCGAGGAAAAAGAGUGUGCACUUUGAAGCAGCUGACACGAAAAAUUCGUCUCAUUUGGAGGUCUUUACUGAACGAAUACGCAGUCAACUUAGUGGAAAGUACUCGAAAGUGUAUGCCUCGGAGGUGCCAGGCAAUUAUCAAUGGUGGUGACUGGACGCAUUAUUAAUUGUACAGCGUUUUUCUUCUCAUGGAGUACAACAAAUCCAC